AUGAGUCAAACAUGCCACUCCCAUGAAAUGUGGCUGUUACAAGUUUUUGAUUGGUCAUGCAUAAUUGCCAUUACUUUUGCACAACAAAUCGAUCCUUACAAUACAAAUAACAUCAAUGAUAAUAGAAACGUCAAUGAUAAUAAUCAAUUAUACAAUUCAAACUCAAAUUACAAUCCUAGUUUGAACUACAAUCCAAAUCCAAAUUUUGAUCCAAACACAAAUUACAAUCAGAAUUCUAAUAUCAACCAGAAUUCUAAUAUCAACCAGAAUUCCAACUUGGACAUAAAUACCAACUACAAUGCCAAUCCAAACUAUAACCCAAACUUCAAUUUCAACCCAAACUCAUACAGUGGGAGUGGGUAUCAAGGAAAUUAUGGUUAUGGAAAUGAAGAAAUGAAAUGCCCAGAAUAUUGGGUCCAGUUUCAAAAUAUGUGCUACCGUUUCAUUAAAUCCCCACUGAGAGCCUAUAAUGAAGCAAGGAAAAUCUGUCUGACUUUCACUUCAGAAACAGGUGGAUCAGAUUUAGUUUCAAUAGGUAGCUCUGAAGAACAUGGCUUUUUAGUUCAUCAAUUGAAUAAACUGGAUCCUCAACAUCGUAGAUGGUAUGUUGGAGCUCGCCAGACAUCUCCAAAUUAUUAUACAAAUCCUGAUGGAUCUCAGUUAGCAAACAUGGAUAAUGCAUUCCUUAAUGAUAUAGAUUCAAACAGAGAUCGUGAUUCAUUUUAUGGAAGAGAAAUGAUAAAAGACUAUUUGGCUUACAAUUUCUCAAAAACUUUUUUGCAUUGGGGAUUCCAGAAAGUUAAAGGAGAUGAACCUUUGCUAUUUAUCUGUGAAGCAAAUAUUUUAUCUCUCCAAAGAUUGGUUACUGAAGAUAGAGCUUAUACUUAUGGAAUUGAUAUUACUGAUCCAGAGAGGAUACCAAGGGGGCCUUAUUUUAUUAAACAACCUAGUGAUACUAUAUUUGAUAUGUCCAAGAGAAAGUUAUAUAAUGAUAUUAGUUUAAGUUGUUUGGCUGGUGGAUACCCAACUCCAACUUAUGAAUGGUACAGAGAACUUUAUGAAAAUGACCGACUAGUGGCUUAUAAAAUAGAUCCCUUACAAGAUGGCAGGUACACUGUCAGUGGUGGAACAUUGAUAAUUCAUAAUCCUCAACAAAAGCUAGACCAUGCUAUGUACCAUUGCAAAGCAAACAACAAAUUCGGAACAAUUAUUUCAGAAAGUGUCCAGCUCAACUUUGGAUUCAUCUCUGAAUUUGUUUUGAAGCGAUCCCCAGAAGCAGGAGACCAAAACUGGGGAAAAUCCAUAUUCUGUGAUCCUCCAAAUCAUUUCCCUGCUGUCAGGUAUUCCUGGUCACGUGACUAUUUUCCGAAUUUUGUUGAAGAGGAUGGGAGAGUGUUUGUGUCUAAUGAUGGAGCAUUGUACUUUUCUGCUCUAGAAACUAUUGAUAGGGCCAAUUACAGUUGCAGUGUAAACUCUGAGUUCUCUGACUCAGGUAGGAAUGGACCUUUCUUCUCACUGCGUGUCAAUCCACAUUCAAAUUAUCAGCAGCUGAAAUUCCCAAACAAUUUUCCUAAGGCUUUUCCAGAAGCUCCAAUUGCUGGGAAAGAUGUGAGAUUGGAAUGUGUUGCAUUUGGAUAUCCAGUUCCAAGCUUCAAUUGGACAAGAAAAGAUGGUGUUUUGCCAAGAAGUUCAUAUCUCACUAACUUCAAUAGGGUCCUCAUGAUACAGAAUGUUCAAGUUGAGGAUGAAGGGGAAUACAUAUGCCAUGCUUAUAAUGAUAGAGCUAGUAUAUUCAGCACAGUUAUUCUAAAUAUUCAAGCAGAACCAACAUUCACCAUCCCAUUAACUGACAAGCAUGUAGAUAGCAAAAGUGAACUAGUAUGGACCUGUGAAGCAUUUGGAUUGCCUGAUGUCAACUAUACUUGGUGGAAAGAUGGAAGACAACUUGUUAUGGGCUAUUUGGAACCAGAAGAUCAAGGUAGAAUAAAAAUUCAGGACAAUGUUCUCACAAUCUCCUAUCUGGAUCAGGAGAGAGACCCAGGAAUGUAUCAGUGUAGGGCUUCCAAUACUUUGAAAACAAAAUAUUCAUCUGCACAACUACGAGUACUAGCUUUCAAACCAUCUUUCAAGAAGAACCCAUUGGAAUUUGAAACAUAUGCAGCAGAGGGGGGUAAUGCUACUAUAAUAUGUAAACCUGAAGCAGCUCCAAAACCAACAUUCAGGUGGAAAAAAGAUGGAAAUGUGUUAGGAGCAGGUGGCCAUAGAAAAAUAUUUGAAAAUGGCAAUCUCUUCAUAAGUCCUGUGUCUCGAGAUGAUGAAGGUGUCUAUACAUGUACAGCCUCAAAUGAACUAGGCUUGGAUGAAUCAAAGGGCAGACUGAUUGUUCUAAGAGGUCCCCGUUUUGUAGAACCUUUAAGAGAGGUUAUUGUAGCCUCUGUCGGUCACAACAUUGAUCUCCGUUGCUAUGCAGUUACAGAUGAAAUGUUAGAUAUAGCAUAUAACUGGAAACACAAUGGUAUGAUGAUUCGAGAUAUUGAUGUUGUGAACUCAGACAACCGAUUGAAAGUUGAUGGUGGGUACUUACGAAUUCUGAACACCACAUUCUCUGAUAAUGGGGAAUACGAAUGCGUUGUCAAAUCAGCUGUUGGGCGGAUAAUUUCGAAAUCUAGGAUAGUCAUUGAAGGACCUCCAGGCCCACCAGGUGGUGUACAAGUCAUUGAAAUCCUAAGAUCCUCCUUUACAUUACAAUGGACCGAUGGAGCUCAUCAUGGUUCUCCAAUCCACAGCUACACGAUUAGCGGCCGUACAAACUGGAACAACACAUGGGUUAAUAUAACACACAAUGUGAGAGGCACAGAAAUCGAUAGGUACACAGGGCGGAAAGAAGCUCUCAUAGACAAUAACUUGACGCCGUAUUCCACUUACGAAUUCCGCGUAGCCGCUUGGAAUAACUUAGGAAUGGGUACUCCUUCCCUGCCAAGUCCCAGACAUUCAACACCCCCGGAUAGACCGUUUAUCCCACCCCAUAACAUCGGUGGUGGUGGAGGCAAAUCGGGAGAUUUGAGGAUAACUUGGACCCCAUUGAAAUCUGACGAGCAGAAUGGGCCGGGAAUCUAUUACAAAAUAUUCUGGAAACGUUUGGAAGGCGAAACCGAGUUUCAGAGUAUGAGCCUCCAAGAAUAUGGCAACACUGGGGAAGCUAUUGUGAACAUAGAAGGGCAGUACUUCUAUACACAAUAUAUAGUCAAGGUUCAAGCUAUCAAUGAAGUUGGAGCCGGGCCGAUUAGCCAUGAGGAAGUUAUCUAUUCUGCUGAAGACAUGCCUCAGGUUUCUCCACAGUUGGUCAUUGCCAAGUCAUUCAACUCUACUGCACUGAAUGUGAGCUGGGUGCCGGUUGAUCAAUCAAGGGCGAGGAUCAAAGGAAAACUUAUUGGCCACAGGAUUAAGUAUUGGAAGAAAGAUGGUGAUGAAAAAGACAGUGUGUACUAUCUGUCAAGAUCCACGAGACCAUGGGCGCUUAUUGUUGGUCUUGAACCGGAUACUUAUUAUACUGUUAAAGCUAUGGUAUAUAAUGCAGCAGGAGAAGGACCUGAGAGUGAAAGAUUCAUUGAGCGUACAUUCAAGAAAGCGCCACAAAAACCGCCAUCCUCAGUACUGGUUUAUGGUAUCAAUCCCUCAACUGUCAAAGUUGUGUGGCGAUAUGUGCAGCCAUCUUUGCAAGAGGAACCCUUGCAAGGUUAUAAAAUCCGUAUUUGGGAGAGUGAUCAAGAUCUUAGCACUGCAAAUGAUACGAUUAUCCCCUUCGGUGGGAAACUGGAAGGUUAUGUUUACAAUCUUUCACCAGGAAAGACUUACAAAUUGCGAGUACUAGCUUACUCUAAUGGUGGAGAUGGAAGGAUGAGUUCACCAGAAAAGGAAUUCCAAAUGGGUAAGCCGGAAUAUUAUCGAAGCACAGCUAAUAAUGUACAAAAUAGUUUAUUAACUAUUGCUAUCACUUUUACAUUAAAUCUUCUACUCAGACAUUUAUGA
This is a messenger RNA of Phaedon cochleariae (mustard beetle), 4029 nucleotides long. The record is from the annotation of a GenBank genome assembly. NCBI's taxonomy places the organism in Eukaryota, Metazoa, Arthropoda, Insecta, Coleoptera, Chrysomelidae.